Molecule: messenger RNA, 1048 nt
Organism: Clunio marinus
Lineage: Eukaryota; Metazoa; Arthropoda; Insecta; Diptera; Chironomidae
Source: the annotation of a GenBank genome assembly
GUCAGGUUUUGAUAUCAACACAGUUCACACUUCUUUGCUGAUAUUUCGCGAUGCCUAACAUUAGGAAAUUAUCUGAAUCACUGCAACAGCUAGCAUACGAUGAAUUAAAUGAGAAACCAGAAAGAAUUCAAGCAGACAUUGAUGCAUUAAGAAGUUGGUUAAGUCAAACAACUUAUUUAAAGUCUCGUGACGAUGAUCAAUUCCUAGUGACGUUUUUACGCGGAUGUAAAUACAGUUUGGAGAAGGCUAAGAAGAAAAUUGAAAUGUUUUAUGUUGCAAGAACCAGCACACCUGAAUUCUUCACAAAUCGUGAUCCCACCGAUAAAUAUCUUCAAGAGAUUAUCAAUCUUGGACUGAUAAUGCCAUUGCCUGUUGAUGAGUCCAAGACUGACGCUAGAAUUAUUCUGACACGAUUAGGAGGAUAUGACUACAACAAAUAUAAUUUUCUAUCUGUUAUGAAAGUGACAUACUUGAUGGCCGACUGGUGUUUAAUAAAUUCUGACGUGACAAUCAUUUCUGGACACAUAAAUGUAGUUGAUUUAAAAGGCUGUGGCAUUGGAAUAAUGUCGCAGAUUACACCGACACUUAUUAAAAAGUUGUCAUCACUGCUCGAACCUUUUCCAGUUCGUGUCAAAGCGAUUCAUCUUGUGCAUCCACCGAAAGGCAUUGAAACAGCAUUUAAAAUUCUCAUGAGCGUGUGUCAUGAGAAACUUCGCAGUCGAAUUUUCAUGCACGAGAAUUUCGAUGAAUUACACAAAGUUGUUGACAAGAAAUAUCUUCCAAAAGAGUAUGGUGGAUCUAAUAGUAGCUUACCGGAAAUUAUUGUCGAUUGGAGACAGAAGAUACUUGAAAGUCGGCAAUGGUACCUUGAAGAUCCAAAUUAUCGAAUUGAAAGUCUGAAUGGCACAGGUGCAACUGAUUACGGUACAAUGUUCGGUGCUGAAGGUUCUUUCAGAUCGCUCAAUAUAGAUUGAUUUUCUUCCUACUUAACUGGUUAUGACUUGUCGUUUGAUAUCAAUAAAAAAAUAUUUAACUAAUGAAUCAAGAG